This is a messenger RNA of Peromyscus californicus insignis, 3819 nucleotides long. RefSeq names its product BTB/POZ domain-containing protein KCTD12-like. Gene Ontology annotation, molecular function: protein binding. Bases 355 to 1233 code for a protein of 292 amino acids. The transcript is spliced from 3 exons. NCBI's taxonomy places the organism in Eukaryota, Metazoa, Chordata, Mammalia, Rodentia, Cricetidae. Gene Ontology annotation, biological process: protein homooligomerization; regulation of G protein-coupled receptor signaling pathway. The record is from RefSeq and is a predicted model, not a curated record.
CCUUUGUUUCCCGCCCCCUCCCCCUUCCGUGCCUUCCUUCCUUCUCCUUCCUUUGCUCUGCUUCUUCCUAGGGCUGCAGAGCAAGGAGGCCGGGCUGGAGAGGAAGUCAAGUAUGUCAUAGCAGGGGAGGAGGGUUUCCACGACUGCUAGUUUUACAGAGGAAAACUCAACCCAAGCACCAAAGCACACACACAGCAAGAGAGCGGAAGAACAGAAAGACAUUCCUCAGGGAGCUGAGCUCUCAGAGCAGUGAAGCUUCGCUUGGCCGGUACCUCAGUGGCUGGAGAUUCAAGAUUAGCCGUUAACUACUUUGAUUUCUUGGACCUCUGAAUUGGGGCAGCACACAAGGUCAACAUGGCCAUGCCAGAAAAGUCAAGUUGUGUCAAACCAUCUGAGGAUUGCAGCAAUUUUCCUGAGAUUAUUGAACUCAAUGUAGGUGGCCAGGUAUACAUAACUCGCUACCCUACUCUGAUCAGCAUUCCUGGUUCCCGGCUCUGGGAAAUGUUUAGUGUAAAGAACCCUUGCUCCCUGAUCCAGGACAACAAAGGGAGAUUCUUCAUAGAUCGAGAUGGUUUUCUCUUUCGUUAUGUCCUAGACUACAUGAGAGAUCUGCAGGUAGUGCUUCCUGACCACUUUCCAGAGUGUGGCCGGCUCCAUAGGGAAGCAGAAUACUUUAAGUUGCCAGAACUGGCCAAGAUGUUGGCCCUUAAAAUGAACAAGCUCAGCUCAGUUGGCAACGACUCAUGUCAAAUUGAUCUGGAAGAGCUUUCCCCCAGCAUCGACACCACUUUUAAUUUCUCUUCAACUAAUACCAUUCAUAUCAGUGGCCCUGAUAAUUCCCUGGUUCUGACAGCUGCCACUGGUUCUGAGCUCAAGAAGGCUGGCUUCAUCACUAUUGGUUAUCGAGGCUCCUAUACUCUGGGCAGGGACAGCCAAACAGAUGCCAAAUUCCGCCGUGUGGCCAGAAUCAUGGUGUGUGGUAAGAUCUCCUUAGCCAAAGAAGUGUUCGGCGACACUCUGAAUGAGAGCAGAGACCCAGACCGCCCUCCCGAGCGAUACACUUCUCGAUACUACCUCAAAUUCACUUUUCUGGAACAAGCCUUCGACAAACUAGCUGAUGCUGGCUUCCACAUGGUAGCAUGCAACUCCACUGGCACCUGCACUGUAACACACGACCAAACAGAUGACAGGAUCUGGACCUCUUACACUGAAUACGUUUUUUAUCGUGAGUGACACUUAAAAAUCACCCAGGAAAUACAAACGCCCAAACAGUCUCCCUCCUCUGUUCCCAUACCAACUGUAUCCUUUAGAAAUAGACACACUAAUCCCUCUAGGCUCCUGAGUGUUCUGUAUAAUCUUGGACAAUGCCACUUCUCUCAUCACAGCCACUUGAACCUUUGUUGGUUUUCUUCUUGUACAUCAUUCCAGUCUGUCUGUAUACCAACCUUCUCUGGCUGUGGAGUGGAUGCCAUUCAAUUAAAGGUGUGCAUCAGGAUAGAUAGGAGAGGUGUAUUUCUGGAGUGAAUGCAAUUAAAUAUAACCACGGAGCUAAAAGCGUUGAGAAAUAUUAAGCCAUGGCUUCCAAGCUGUUUCUUAGUAACACACAUUGAACUUGAUUAUGUACCUUGCUACUUGUAUUCCCCUAGGUAAAACUCUGUAUUGCUGAGCGACAGAUUACAGUAGGAAGUGUGCAUGUGCUUUGCAGACAUUUUACCACGCUGAGUUGAACUUGACAACAGUCCUCUAGGAGGUUCAUAGAAAGGUCGACCAAUUCUAAAAUUACUAAGGACUUUUGAUAGAAGCUAGGCAAACAAUUGUAUGACUAUUAUUUCUAAGAAUAAAAGGCUUAGCACUUAAUUUGCUCUCACGCGAAGAAUAUAGUAAGGAGGCGUAUCAUAGCUAUUACCUCUGUCAUAAACAGCGGUACCAUUAAAAAAACUGUCCUAAAAAAGCUUUCAUUAGAAUUAAAGGCAAGCAUAUGCAGGGAAGAGAAUGAUGGGCACCUUUGUGUAAGUAUAUGCAUAGAUUAAUUUGUUGGCUGUUCACUAGUCAAAUAACUGGCUGUACCUAUCAAUUGUUCACUUGUUUAUGUUUUUUGACAGAGUGUGAGUGUGUGUUUCAUUUUUCUGGAGGUGGGGAUGGGAGAAGGGGAGAAGAAAGAGGGAAAACAAGGAAAGAACUAAAAAAAAAGAAAACCCUGAAAUUAAUCUUCUGACUCCCUGCUGAUGACUUUUUAACCAAACAGGUUGAAAGAAAGUGUUCAUUCUCAUAUGAAAACAUCAGGGAUCUAAGAUAAGUGAUUGAAUUACAAAAGACUGUAAACCAAGUUAAGAAAAAGAAUUUGUUAGGGCUCAUUUCAAAGGAUCUUCAUCGCCCUUGGGAAAAGUUUUCCAGCAACGGAACGGAAGUCUGAUAGCCUUGUCUCUCCUUAUUUUACUCUGCAAAUUGUUAUUGUUCUCACUGUCUUUUAAUUCAUUCUCUAGUCAGGUCUUUUUGAGUUGUAAAAAAGCUAAAACCCACAUAAAGUAGCUUGAAAAAAGAUUUAAAAGGAGGCUGGAGAGAUGGCUCAGCAAUUAAGAGCACUGGCUGCUCUUCCAGAGGACCUGGGUUCAGUUCCUAGCACCCACAUGGCAGUUCACAACUGUCUUAAACUCCAGUUCCAGGGGAUCUGGCACCAUCACACAGACAUACAUCCAGGCACAAGACCAACACACAUAAAAUAAAAGUAAAUAAAUCUUUAAAAAGACUUUAAAAUGUGCAUAUGUCAGUGGUGUGGCUGAGUAUUUUAAGCUCACAUUUAUUGUAUUUUUUCUGUUGAGUCUAAAGGAAGGAAAUGUAGUCAAAUAAAGUUUCAGAGGCUCUGGAGAGCUGUCAAUAGCUGAUAUUCUCUGUUGUCUGUAGCUAGAGUUUUCCUGCCUGGCCCACAGUCAGGACAAAUCUCUCUCACCUGCCAGUCCCACAGCCACUCAGACCCAAACAAGUAAACAGAGACUUAUAUUGCUUACAAACUGUAUGGCCGUGGCAGGCUUCUUGCUAACUUUUCUUACAGCUUCAAUUAAUCCAUUUCUAUAAAUCUAUACCUUGCCACAUAGCUCAUGGCUUACCGGCAUCUUCACAUGCUGUUUGUCAUCAUGGCGGCUGGCAGUGUCUUUCUGACUCAGCCUUCCACUUCCCAGCUUUAUUCUCCUCCUUGUCAUGCCUACACUUCCUGCCUAGCCACUGGCCAAUCAGUGAUUGAUUUAUUGACCAAUCAGCAACACAUUUGCCAUACAGAACAUCCCACAGCAGUUGUCUCUCAAGGGCCAUAUGAUUUUCCUCUGAUCAUCUCCAGGGUUCAUUAAUUUUCUAUUUCUCCAUGCAGUUCACUUUCUUUUCCACAAUUUAUAGCUGGCCUAAACAGUAUGUCAUGAAUUUGAAGCCAUCUUCUCCAUUCUUUUGUUGUUGUUAUCAUUUUGGUUUUUGUUUUUUUGAGACAGGGUUUCUCUAUGUAGCCCUGACUGUGCUGGAACUCACUCUGUAGAUCAGGCUAGCCUUGAACUCACGGAGAUCCACCUGCCUCUGCCUCCCGAGUGCUAGGAUUAAAGACGUGCACCACCACUGCCCAGCUGUAUUUCUUUAUACACAUAUGUAUGUAAAUCAAUAUAGAUGUAACAAUCCUAAUUAAAGAAGACGAUAUUAUGAACUUGGGAGGGAGUUGGGAGGAUACAGGAAGAGUUGGGGGGAAGGGAAAGGUGGGAAUGAUGUAAAUACAGUACUCAUGUACGAAAUCUAAAAAAAAAUUAAAAAUCUGAAUAAUAAAGAUUAUGUAUACCCAGUCUA